AUGGAGUCUCCCCCGUCGGCCGCCGCCAAGGGGAGCGAAGGAGCCCGAGGCCGGCCGCUGCAGCCGGUGGAGGGCUCGUGGGCCCGGUGUGUGCGGCGCCGCCUGGCCACUCAGCUCCAGGAUACGGGCCGGGCCGAGCCGCAGCAGGUGGAGGUGCUGGUGGCCGAGCUGGUGGCCGUCUUCGCAGAGGUGUUGCAGAAGAGCAGCCGCGGGGCCUGGCUGCGCCUGAUGGAGGCGCUGAGGCUGCUGGCCCCCUUCCAGCACCUGCUGGCCGGCCGGCCGGAGCUGCUGCCCUAUCUGGACAGCCUCCGCUACCAGUACCGGAGCAGCCAGGCCUUGGUGUCGGACCUGGACGUGCUGGGAGCCGUGGGGCAGGCCUUCCCCCAAGACUGGCCCCUGCUGGGGGGUCCUCUGCAGGCUGCUCGCCCCAAAGACCCUGCGCCCCUGGCCAAGGCGCUGCCCUGCGGCCCGGAGCCGGUCUUUGCGGGCCUGCCCUUUCCCUUUGCUCCUGACUGCGGGCUGGAAGACACCUCCGGCCUGCUGCACCCGGCCCCCAUCACUUUGCAAGAGCUGCAGAGGAGCGCGGGGGCGGUGGGCAGCGUGCUCUCGCUGGAGGAGGCCCCCCAUGCCAGCUGCCUGGGCCUCAUGGCGCUUUCCAUAGCCACAGACGUGCCCACGGAAUAUUUGCCCUGUCCGGCACUGGAAGAGGAGCCCGUCGUCGUGGCAGCACAGUAAGGGCCUGGCUAGGCGGGGCCGUGCCCAGCAGCCCCUCGGGCCCUGCGUGAGAAGGUGGCGCCCGCGGCAGGCGAGGGCCCGCCCAUGACAGGUCUGCAGGCCGUGGAGGUCUUUGUUAGGAACCGGCAGGCGAGGCAAAUGCGCUUCUUGUACCUGAACGUGGCCUCCAGCCGGCACUUCAGGCCCUACGACCUGGUGGUGGUUCCGAAGAGGCUGGCUGCCCCCCACCACUACGUCUUCUCCCCCUUUGGGGUGCUGCACGUCCACCCCGAGGAGGGCACGGAGGCCCUGGCGCUGGGCGCCUGGCACCGGCAGGCCAUGCUGUGGCAGCUACUGCAGCACAUCCCCUUCUUCCGCCUCUUCCUGGUCCGCAAGGCCUUCCUCCGCUGGGCCUGCCACGUGAAGCACCUUUGCCGCCUGAAGCACCGGGAGAUGCUGGGCUCCGAGCUGCUCCACGCAGUGCCCCACUUUGGAGCCGCCUUGCUGCACAUUUCCAGGCUCUUGCAGGAGAUGCGGACUGCCCACUGGCUGCCCCAGAGCGCUGCCAAGUGCUGGAGCUUUGCGGAGCUCGAGUGGGCUCUUUCCCAGGAGAACAGCCACGCCCAAGACUUGCUCCACAGGUUCCUCACCCUCUCCUCCUCCAUCCUGGAGCUGGUGCGCGACGAUACGUACAAGAUGGUGGACAGGCUGCAGGAGCAGGUGCAAGGCCAGAAGCUGUAUGUCACCAAGGAGUCCUUGUACAAUCAGCGGAUGGAGUCCGAGAGGCUGCAGCGCCGCCUGCAGGAUGCCGAGUCCUGGCUGCAGAAGCUGGGCUUCCUGGCCCUCCUGGUGAACUUCUUCAUCUGCCAGAACCUGGUCUCCAUCGUGCAGGAAGAGCUCACCACCUUUGUCAGCCGCACCAUGCAGGCCGAUGGCACCAAGCGGAAAGCCAUCAUCCAGGUGGAGCUGGUGUUUGACGCAGAGGAGAAGCUGGCGAUCUUCCCCUCCUCGGCGGAGCUGGAGGCCUGCCUCUUGGGCGCCCUGGAUUCUGUGGUGGAGUCUGUCCUGCUGGUGACGCAGAGCAAGAGCGAGGCAGCGGGAGUUUCCCCGGAACCAGAGCAAAGCCUGCCCCAGCCGAGUCGUGGGCCGGGCUCAAGAGGGCCAAGCGUGAGCAGGGGGCCAGCCGUCCAGGAGAUGAGCCGUGCUGGCCAGGGCCUGUCGGAGCCUCUGUGUCGAUUGCCGGUGGGGCCAUCUGGGGAGGACCCGCAGCUGGUGCACCGCCUGAACCUGAAGGCCAUGGGUGGCCUGGAAGUGGUGGGCCACCGGCUACGGGGCCAGUAUCCCUUGCUGUCCCGAGAGCAGCUGGAGAAGGAUCUGCAGUCAGACAGCAUCGUCCAGGAGGCUCGGGCAAAGCAGCAGGCCCUGCUGAGGACUGCACUGCUGGAGAGCAACCACCUGUGCUGCGAGUACGCCUGGCUGUCGGAGCUCUACCACUUUGCCCACAGCUGGAGUGCCGACCAGCUGGGAGACAUGAAAGGCUGGCCCUACGAGGAGUACGUGAACCGCAUCGUCAAGCUGCGCACGUGGAUGAGCCGCGUCAAGCAAGUGCCACAGUCCGUGGUCACAUCCAACUGCCUCCUCUUCGUGGACUGCUCUGGCAUUCACCGGGACAUCCUGCCCCUCCUGGCAGCCAUCACCGAGGACAUCCUGUCCCUCUUGCUGCAAGAGACGACCCAGCGGAGCGAGCUGCUGAUUGCCGAGAUCUCCGAGGUUCUGCAGCUGUACCUGACCAUCAGCACCGACAUCUUUACCAUUGCCAAGUGCUCCCAGAAGCUGGAGCACUACCAAGGGCAGAUGGCUGAGCUGCAGAAGUCUGUAGACUACGUGCGGGGCCUCAAUGAGGUCAUCCAGCAGUGUUUCCGCCCACUCAGCUCCAGUGAAGAGAGCCUGGAAAACACGCUCCUGGACACCUGGGAUGCGUUUGUGUACCAGCAGCGGGAGGUCUCUGACUUCAUCGUCUCCCGGCGCCUGAGCAUCAUUGCGGAGCUCAGCAGGUCCCUCCAUAAGGCCGUGCGGGAGCUGCAGGAGAUCUUGGCCGUGGUCACGGUGGGACGUUUCCAGGACUCCUCCCAAAACCCUCGUGCCAUGGAGGAGGAGCUGCACAAACUCCUGCAGCACUUCCAAGUGAUGGUGGUGCGCAUCGCUGAGCUCUGCCGUUCCCAGAAGAUCCUGACAGGCGAGUCCAUGGAUGUCUCCUUCGUCACGGGGGGCCAGGGGGCCGUGGAGCUCCACCUGUGCAUCUGGCGGCUCUUCCGCGUCAUCACGGAGCAGAUUACGGAGUGGAAGUGCCUGACGUUUUUCAAGUUCAAUGCCAAUCUGGCCGUGGAGAAGACCGACGAGUGGUUCGGUGAGAUCUUCCACCUGGAGGGCAGCUUCCCCACCGGCCACCCCAUCCUGCAGGCCUGCUUGCGGGCCCUCCGCAACUUCCAGAAGUACCUCCCCUUGCUGCAGAAACUCAGCAGCCACUUCAUCAAAGUGGGCUGCUGGAAGGAGAUCUUUGCCGUCAUGGAUGCCAAGUGCCCCAUUAACAUGCAGUUCACCCUCGGGCAGCUCCUGGCGCAUCCUUUGCUGGAGCACAGCGACAGCAUCUUGCGGAUCUACACCUGCGAGAAGUGCCGCUAUCACUCCAGGGACACCCUGAAUCGGAUGCAGAAGUUCUGGUCUGAGAAACAGUUUCGCCUUGUCAACUUUAUCCUGAAUGUGCCGUAUCAGUCGCAGGCCGAGCGUUCCCGCCGAUUGGGUGGCUCCCACCAGCGCCCUGCCAAGCGCGAAUACAUCUCCAAGGACAGCGGCACCUACGUGUUGUCCGACACGGUGGAGCUGAAGGCGUCCGUGGAGCAGAGCCUCUUGACCCUGCAGAACAUGAUCCUCUCCCCCUACUCCGCGGAGCUCCAAGAGGAGGCUGUGAGGUGGAGCUCCAUGCUGCGCUCCUUUGAAUCCCUCCUGGAGGCCUGGGUCAGUUUCCAGCAGAAGUGGGUUUUUUUGAACAUUGUGCUCUAUGAGAAGGACAUCAGCCUGCCCAGCGCACAGCUGGAGUCUCGGUUCCAGGGGGUGGACGCCUUCUUCCGGGAGCUCAUGCAGGUGACGUGCCAGGACCCGCUGGUGCUGUCCAGCAUCAAGCCGUUGCUCGGCUCCUGCCGGGAGAGCCACUUUGCCGGCGGCCCCUUGCAGGCGGCGCUGACGGAGGCCUCCGGAGAGCUGCAGGGCAUCAUCCGGGCCCUGGACUACGUGCUGGAGGCCACGCGCAUGGCCUUCCCCCGCCUCUUCUUCCUCAGCAACGAGGAGCUCGUGGCCAUGGUGGCCACGACGGCCGAGUCGGCAGAUGCCACCUCCUGGGCCCGGCGCUGCUUCCCGGGCGUGCGGCAGCUCCACCUGGUGGUGCCCUCUGCCGUGCAGACUGCCAGCACGUUCUGUGCCCUCCCCGUGGAGCUGCACGUGACGGGCCUGGUGGGGGAGCAGGGGGAGAAGCUGAAGCUGUGCGCGAUGGUGCCGCUCAGCCGGAAGGCGACCCAGUGGCUCUGCACCCUGGAGCGGGCCAUGAAGGAGACCCUCUUCUACCGGCUGCAGGACUGCCUGGCCCAGCGGCUGGCUCUGCGGCCGCAGCUCGACCUGGCCUUCCAGAAGCCGCCCGGCCCCACGGAGCUGCCCCUGCACCUGCUGGUGGAGCACUGGGCCACGCUGGGCACCACCUUCCCCGUCCAGUGCGUGCUGCUGGCCGAAGAGGCCUUGUGGCGGGUGGACCUGGAGGAGGCGCUGGGGGAGCCCGGCAGGCAGGCCAUCCUGGCGCUCAAGCUGAGCCUGAAGGCAGAGGCCCUGACCCACUACCUGCGCAACUUCCGCAGCCUCCACACCUGGCAGCCUGAGAGUGACUCUCUGGGGGUGCUGCUGGGGGGGCUCCUGGUGCUCACCAUCCAGCAGCGCGACGUCCUCUCCCAGCUGCAGGUGCACAAGGUGAGCUCCCCGCAGGCCUUCGAGUGGGCCCGGCACUUCAAGUACCGCGUGGCCCUGAAAGCGGAGAAAGCCAAGGCUGCUCGGGUCCCUUUGAGCAAGUGGGCAGGCAGCCCCCCCGGCUGCUGGGCAGAAAUCCUGGACUGCCGCUGCCCUUACGACUACGAGUACCUGGGGCCCGGCACGCGCCCCCUGGGCAGCCCCUCCCUCGACAGGGCCUUCCUGGGGCUGUUCCUGGCCCUGGACGACUUCUGCUGCGGGGGGCUGCUGGGCCACCACGGGUCGGGCAAGUCCCACGCUGCUCAGGGCCUGGCCCUGGCGCUCGGCCGCCAGCUGGUGACGCUGCACUGCUCCAAGCAGAUGCCCAUCAGCUGCCUCAGCCGGUACCUCUGUGGGUGCGUGCACGCCGGGGCCCUGCUGCUCCUGGAGUCGGUGGAGCGGCUGGAGCCGGCCGUGCUCUCUGCCUUCGGCCAGCGCCUGGCCGACCUGCGCAAGCUGUGCUGGAGGGUGCGGGAGGCGCGGGGGGGCGGCGCAGGCCCCUCUCCGACCAGCCAGGACUCCGCCGACUCCAGCAGCGAGAGCGAGGAGAAGCAGGUGGCCGCUGCGCCAGAGCUCGGCCCGGAUGAGGCUGAGCCGUACCGCCCCCAGGUCAUAGGCAACAUCCUCUUUGGGGGCCGGCUGCUGCGGGUGCGGGAGACGUACGGCUGCCUGGCCACCCUCGAGCGCCCCCCGGAGGCCCUGCGGCUGGUCAUGCGCCCCCUGGUCAUCCUGCCCCCUGACUUGACCAGGCUGGCUGAGGUCACCCUUCUGGUGGCCGGCUUCCGGGAGGCCACGCGCCUCGCAGAGAAGCUGAGUGCUUUCCUGUGCCUGGAGGGGGAACUGGGCCCAGCCCCCCCGUCCGGCCGGGCAGCCCUGGUCAGGGAGGUGGUCAGCAAGGCCAUCAGCAUCUUGUUCAACCCUGCCGCCCAGUGGGACCCUCUCCAGUCCAGGCCCAGGGCCGCCAGCAGGGCCACCUUCUUCUUGGGCCUGGAGGAGGCGCCGGCCGUCAUCAAAGCGCUGUGCACCUCCCGCUUGCUGAGCGGCCCCGAGGGCCCCCGGCUGCACCAUGUGCUGAACCUGCUGCGGGGCAUCUUCCCCGCAGUCACCCUGCGGCCUCCGGAGCCCCCCACCUUCCCGCGACUCCAGAGCGCCUUGGUCGCCCAGCUGCACGAGGAGCGGCUGCACCCGGACUCCCAGCUCCUCAGCACCGCUGGGCAGCUCUUCCAGGCCCUGGCGAGUGCUCCCAGCGUCCUUUUGCUGGGGUGCUCGGGGAGCGGCAAGACCACGGCCUGGCGAGUGCUGGCCAAGGCCGUGAGCCGGCUGGCAGCCAGCGAGGCGGCUGCCUUGGUGCGCAGUUCCAGCGGGCACGGGCUUGGCUUGGCCGCCUCCUUCCUGUCUGUCAACGCCGUCUGCAUCUGGCCCAACGCCCUGAGUGUGGCCGAGUUCCUGGGCAGCCUGGAGGAGGGCAUCUGGCGCGACGGCGUCCUCUCCCGGCUCCUGCAGAGGGCGGACACCUCUGCCGUGGUCGGGGGGGCGGGGGCCGGGAGCAGCCAGCAGUGGGUGGUGCUGGACGGGGCUGCCAGCGCCACCUGGCUGGAGCCCAUCUCCUCGCUGUUCGGCCCCAAGCCUGCCCUCCACCUGCCCAGUGGGCAGAAGCUGCAGCUCCCCGAGAGCGUCAAGGUCCUCUUUGAGAUGUCCACUGCUGCCGGGAUGCCCCCCUCCAUCUGCGCGCACAGUGUGCUCCUGCACUGCAGUGGCACCGGCCUGUGGCAGGGGGUGCUGGCCGGCCUGCUGGGCUCCUCCCUGCACCGGACGUACAGCCUGACCCAGCAGAGCCAGGCCAUGCUGCGGGAGCUGGCUGAAGACCUCUUCCCCCGGACCGUGGCCUUCCUGCAGCAGCAGCGCUGCUCCUCGGUCCUGGUGCCCCAUGCCAGCCCCCAGCCCCUCGUGGAGCAGGGCCUCCAGGAGACCGCGGCCUUCACCAGGAUCCUCCGUGCCCUGCUGGAGCAGCACCUGCGCCGGGAAAAUCGCCAGCCCUGCCUCCCAGCCCCGACGGCGGUCCCACAGACCUCCUCCGCUCCGCUCCCCCCGGGUACCAGCACGCCCCUUUCUGCCCGACUGGAGGAGACCAUCCCUGCGCACCACCACGCCUUGGCCCAGAGCUUCUUCGUCUUUGCCUACAUCUGGGGUUUCGGGGGCCACCUUCAUCCCAGAAGCUGGCCCCUCUUUGAGCGGUUCGCCCGCCAGGCCCUCUGCAAGAGCCGCCAUCCUGUUCAGCUCCCUCCGGCGGCUUCUGCUUUUGACCUCUGCCCCCGGCCGGAGGAUGGAACCCUGCAGCCGUUUGAUGGGCGGUACCUUUAUUGCCGGGUCAAGAGCAUCCCUUCCACCUUCUGUGUCCUGCCACAGUACGAGCGAGCGCUCUAUCUCCUGGACCUGCUCUUGGGGAGCAGCCAGCCGGUCCUCCUGGUGGGGGAGCCCGGCUGUGGGAAGACGUCCUUUGCCGAGACGCUGGUGCAGCCCAACCACCUGUACCAGCGGGUGUGCGUGUCCUUCAUGCUGAAGGCGUCCCACCUUCGCCAGCUGCUGCAGAAGAAGUUGCGUGAGAAGGGCCCGUUGCCCUUCGGCAAGCCUGUCCGAGCGCGGGCCCAGAAGGGGCACUUCCUCUUCCUGGUGGAGGACCUCCACAUGGCCCCCCUCGAUCCCGCUCGGGGGGUGAGCCUCGUGGUGGAGUCUCUGCGGCAGGCCCUGACCCACCAGCAGUUCUAUCACGCUGACACGCUGGAGCUACAGCGCUUCCCGGCCGGGGGCUUCAACUGCUUCGCCACCCACUCCGUCCCGGUGCCGGGGGUGAUGCCGCUGUGCCCCCGCUUCGGCCGGCUCUUCAGCACGGUGGUGCUGCCCAACCUGACCCGGGAAACGCUGCUCAGCAUGCACAUGCCGGCCACCUUGGCCUGGGUGGAGAAGUUCCCGCUGCUGACCCGGCACGGCGACUUGGCUGCCACCCUGGUCAGGGCCACGGUGGACGCCUACGAGGCGGUGAGCAAGCAGUUCCUGCCCUCCCCCGCCUGCUGCCUCUUCCACUUCUCCCUGCACAGCCUCCGGCAGGUGUUCCGGGGGCUCUUCCUGCUGCGGCCCCGGCCAGGCAUCCACCUCAGCUGCCCGCUGGAGGAGCAAGGGGUCAAGUCCAUGUUCAGCAGGCGCAGCGUGGGUGGGUCGCGGAUCCCCACCGGCACCAGCCACGCCGGGGUGCUCUCCAUCCGCCUGAUCGUCCGCCUGUGGCUGCACGAGGCUUUGCGCACCUUUGGCGACCCGCUGCGGGGGAGGUCCCAGCAGGCAGCCUGUGGGCAGCUGCUGAUGGAGAUUGCCAUGGCCAAUUUUUGCGCCAGGCGCCCCUUCCCGCACGCAGCGCCCUCCCUCGGCCCCCAGAGCUCUCAGCCGCCCAGCCGGAGCCACAUCUCCUUCUACCAGUCCAGCCUGUCCCGGUCUUCUGCCUGGGCAUCUGCCUUGGAGGAGGAGGAGGGGGAGGGGGAGGAGGAGGAGGAUUUCCUCCCUGACCCGGAAAACCUCCAGGAGUUCCCUGUCAGCAUGGAGGCGGAGCACCCUGACCUCUGGGAUCCUGUGCUGCACGCCCCGGCCCUGGCGCUGGAGCCUCCUGACUCGAAGGAAGACCCCGCCCUGGGAGGGCUGCAGGCGGAACCGGCGAGGGCAGAGGUGGAAGAGCAGGGGGCCAAGAAGGGCGAGGCCGCCUUGGUAGUGCCCUCCCCCACCCAGCGCCACUCUCAGGCGCCCCACCCACUGUCCUCCCGCCGGGCCAGUCUGCCCAAGGCCAGGCGCCGCCUGUCCUCCAAGAAGGAGAGCGCUGGCCCGCUUCUGCCCACCCACCUUCUCUUGCUGCGGGGCGAAUUGCUGGGAGACAUUGUGUUCAGCCAGGAGCUGGGCCCUGAGCAGCACAGUCCUGGGGUCCACAACCCUUACCAGGAGCGGCUCUGGAGGACCUUGGAAAGCCAGUUGGCCCCCUUGCUGCCCCCCGACUUCCUGAUGCCCGCAGAAGUCCUGAAGCAUGUGGUGCACCUGUGCCGCCUGCUCUGCGGCCCGGAGAGGCAUGGCGCCCUGGUCUCCUUCCGGCGGUGCACGGGCCGGCAAUCGCUUGUGGCCCUGGCCGCCCGGGCCACUGACUCCCUGCUGAUGGAGCUGCCUGCGGAGUCUGACGAGGCGCAGGUGCUGGCGCUGCUGAGACUGGCCAGCUGGGAGGCAGGGGUGCAGGGCCGGCGGGUGCUGCUGCUGGUGCAUGCUGGCCUGAGCACCGGCCUCCUGUACCUGGUGCUGGCCCUGAUGGCCGAGGGCACGUGCCCGGGGCUCUAUGGCCCGGAGGACAUCAUACCCGUCGUCCAAGCUCUUGCUGAGCAACAGGUCGCCAAGCGCUCCAUGCGGGAAGACCUCCUUCUGCAGAGGUUCUUCCAGCUGGUGCGUGACAACUUGCACGUGUUCCUGCUGCUGGGGAGCCCCAGCGGACAGGGCCCGAGCAGCCUGGGGCUUUCCCCCUUCGCCACCACCGCCCUCUCGCACCUGCUGUGCAGCCUGAAGAUCUACCAAGCCUGGAGUAUCACGUCCCUGCAGGAACUGGCCUCCAAGCAGCUCCAGGGGAAACUGAAUCAGGCCUCCGCCCUCUCACCCGGGCGCAGCUCCCUGCAAACCAGCCAGAACCUGGUGCCGUGCGCCGCCAAGGCUGCGGCCCUGAUCCACAGCAUGGCCUCCACCUACGCCAAAUACUUGGCUGCCCACCUGCCUCUCGUCACUCCGAGGAGCUUCCUGGACCUUCUGGACACCUUUGUGUGGCUCCUGGGCCAUUUGCAGGAGCAGAAUUGCCAGCGAGUGGAGAAGAUGAAGCUGGCUCUGCACAAGAUGGAGGAAGUGAGCGAGAAGCAGCAGACCCACUCCCGGAACGUGCGGGUCUUGCAGGAGAAGCUGGAGAAGAUCAAGCAGCAAGUGAUUGACAGCCAACGGGAAGUAGAGCGGGAGCAGAUGGUGCUGAAGCAGCAGGAGAAGGAAUGCCAGGUGUAUGAGGCACGGAUAGAUGCCCUCACCAAGGAGCGCGAGGAACUGGAGAAGGCAAAGGAGCUGGCCAUAAAGAAGGUGGGCAGUGACUAUAAGGUCGCCCUGGCAGGUCUGCGGGCCCACGACAUUGAGGAGCUGCGUGGCUACCGGCAGCCCCCAGAACAGGUGGUGUGGGUGCUAGACACCCUCUGCUUGAUGUUUGGAAAGAAGCCGGGCUGGGAGAACGCCAAGCAGCUGCUCUGUCAGAAGGACUUCUACGAAGAGUUGGUCUUCUACCCCAAGGACACCAUCUCUACUGAGCUCUUCCAUGAGCUGGGCAAGGUGGUGAUGGGGAAUAACCUCCGCCUGGCCUCCAUCAGGAGCGCCAGCCAAGCGGCCGCGGCCCUCUGGGGGUGGAUCUGCGCCAUCUACUGGUACCACCAGGCACUGCUGAGCUGGCAGCCGUCCAUGGCGAGGCUGGAACACUGCGACGUCCAGAUCAACUCGGAGAAAGCCCAGCUGGGCCACAGUCGCCUGAUCUCGGAGAACCUGAGGGAUGCCACGCAGGCCCGGAUCCGGGAGCUGAAGGAGACCCAGAGGCAGCAGCAGCAGCUGCUGCAGCAGCUGACCCAGACGCUGCAAGCCCGGGAGGAGGCCAGCUGCGUGGAGAGCUCCGUGGCGAAGCACAUGGCCAGCUGGACCGUGCAGACGCAGGUUCUCGAGCAGCAGCACAGCACGUUGCACGGGGACGCCUUGGUCUGCGCCGCUGCCCUGGCCUACUUGGGGCCGUUCCCCUCCGCACGGCGAGAAGAGCUGCUGGGCAAGUGGCAGGCCCUCUGUGCCGGGGGCCGGGUCUCCCUGGGGCCGGACGACGUCGGCCGGCUGCUGCAGAGGGAGCUGCCCUGUCCGGGCUCCGCCUCCGCUGGCCCCCCCCUGCUGCCCGUGCAACAGCCCUUCCGCCUGGCCUCCUUGCUCAGCUCUGCGCGAGAGCAGCGCCUCUGGGAUCGGGCCCAGGUGCCCAGUGACCCCGACAGCCGCCUGGCCGCCCUGCUGCUGCACUCGGAGACCCACCGGCAGGCUCACCGCUGGCCUCUGCUGGUGGAUCCUAACAAGCAGGCCACCGCAUGGCUGCUCCUGGAGGCAGCAGUGCACGAAGAGUCCCAGGCCUUGCUCAGCGCUGAGCUGGAGCCGGAGAUGGUGGAGCAGGGCGACUGCGACGAAACGCCCAAAGACAACUUAGUUGUGUUGUCGUUGAAAGACCCCAACCUGGAGCAGAUUCUCUUGACUUCAGCUAGCACAGGGGUUCCUGUGUUGCUGGUGGACGUGGAGAAGAACAUCCCCUGGUGUCCAGUUCUCCAACAGCUGGUCAAGAAGGAGCCAUUGCAGGGAGUUCCAUCGACCUGCUCACAGACCCCGCAGGAGAGAUCAGUCUCAUCUUCCUUCCAGCUCUAUCUGUGUGUCCACAUACCCCUGGAGGCUUUGGCCACAGAGCUGGAUCCGAGGGUGCUGAAGAGCCUGAACGUGAUCGACUUGAGCCUCAGUCCUGCGGAGCUGGAGGAGCUGCUGCUGGCGGAGGUGCUGCACUCUGAGCGCCACGAGAUCUUGAAGCACCGCCGGGCCCUGCAGCUGGGAGUGCUGCAGCUGGAGGCCAAGCUGGAGGCCACAGAUGAGGAGCUGGUGGCCCUGAUUUCCAAGCCGCAGCGGUCGCUGCUGGAGGAGGAAAACUUCAUGCCAAUGGUGCAGCUGCUGCAGACCCAACUGCAAGCCCUGCACGCCACGCACCAGCACAUGGGCUCCCUGUACCAGGACCAGGCCGCGCUGUGCGACCAGUACCGGCCGGUGGCCCGCCUCGGCUUGGCCCUUCACCAGGCCCUCCAGCAGCUGGGCCGCCUCCACCCGCUGUACCUCUUCCCCGCCCAGGACUGCUUCAGCCGCAUGCGCCAGGCCCUCUUCUCCGCCAAGCGCUCCGACAUCGACAAGCAGGAGUCUCUGGAGGCCCACCUGCUGGAGCUGAGCAAGGCUGUGCUGCGGCACCUGCUCGUGCAGUCCCUCCCUGGCCUGCGGGAGACGGACCGCCUCCUCUAUCCCUUCCUCGGGGCACUGGCCAUGCUGCAGGUGGCCGGCGACUCGAGCCCUCUGGAGCGGCUGGCUUUCUUCCAGGGCUUCCGUGAGCCGGCGGCCCAGGAGCUGCUGCGGCCCGAAGCCGGCGUGCCCCGCCCCAGCUGGGUGGGUGAGGGGGCGUGGCAGGAGUGCCAACUGCUGGAGAGGCUCCCUGGCUUCCAGGGGCUCCUGGCUUCUCUGGCCGGGCGCCCUGCGCAGUGGCUGGAGUACUUCCACCUGCCCUCCACGGUGGUGGGGCUGGCCCUCUGCCCCAGCCACGCCCACCUCAGCCUGUUCCAGCGGGCCAUCCUAUGGCGCAUCCUGCGGCCGGAAGCCAUGAGCAGAGUCAUCUGCGACCUCACCACCUGCCUGCUGGGCUGGUCCCCCACGGAGGAAGAGGCCAUCACCUCCGCUUACUCCCACAGCCGUGCCAACCGGCCCGUUGUCUUUGUCGUGCCCCCAGCAGGGGCCCCGGGCUCCUUCACGCCCCCUCUCCACUGGAUCGAGCAGAUGGCCCAGCAGCAAGGACGGGGGAAGAUCGCGGUCACCUCCUUGGGAACCUCGGACGCCGUGGGCCGGGUCUUGCGGAUGCUGCCCUACUGCGCCAAGAAGGGCAAGUGGCUGGUGCUGAGCAGCUGCCACCUGCAGGAGCGGUGGGACCCCAAAGUGCUGGCGCAGCUGGACCGGAUCCUGGGCACGCAGGCAGGGGACAGUGAAGGAGGAGAUUUUGAGAUCCACCCCAAGUUUCGCCUCUGGCUCAUCACUGCAGCUGAUGCCCCAGGCUCUGUGCCAGGGCCCAUCCAUCGGAACAGCGUGGUCCUCUUCUGCGAGAUGCCCCUAGAACUCAGAAGCAUCCUGGCACGCACCCAUCACCUGCUGCAGGGGAAGGUGCCAGGCCUGGACACAAACCACCGGCUGGCCCUGCUGGUGCUGUACGCGGCAGUGAACUACAGGCAGGCGUAUGGCCACUGGACUCAGGCGGAUUCUUACCUGUGGAGCCAAGUGGAACUCUGGGAAGGCUUGAAGGCCCAGGAUCGGCUGAGCAGGCUGAUGGACAACUCGGGAACAGCCCUGCAGGAGCUUGCAGGAAGCAUCCCUUUUGGGGGUCACAUCCUGGACAGCGGAGAUGCUGAGGCCACGCAGUACCUGACCCAGCAGUUCCUGAGUUCCGACGCGCACCAACUGGCCGAGUCUGGCCUCUCCAACCUCCUGGCCGCUGUCCGAGGCAACCCAGACCCAGAGCUGUCCGAGGAAGAGGCGGCGGCGGCCACCGAGGCACGCAUCAAGCGGCUCCCGAUGCCCAUGGAGCCGGCCUGGGUGGGCUUGAGCAGCGGCCUGCAGCAGGAGCUGUUGGCCAGCCGCAGCCGGGCCAUGCUCUCGGCUCUGCAAAAGGCCCAGGGCCUGUGGCAGCCACGGCGCCUGCCGAGCGGCCAGCCGAAAGCCGCCGUGGAGGAGCUGGUGGCGCAGGGGCUGCAGCUGGCCCAGGAACUGCAGGGGAAGCUGGAGGCGUGCGGCUGGGAGGUGGGAGUCCGCAUCCACGUGCCCAAGGGGCAGCCCCACUCCAGUCUGCGGCCCCUGCAGCGCUUCCUGCUGGAGGAGGCCGGCAGCCUCCUGGCCCUGCUGCAGCAAGUGCAGAGAGACCUCCGGUGCUGCCAGGAGCACCUGCAGGGGCCCCCCUGCCCCUCCCCCCACUGCACCGCCAUCCUGCGGGAGCUGAAGCAAGGCAGAGUCCCCUGCCUGUGGCUGCGAUACACCCCCACCGGCCCGCAGCCCCCCCAGGCCUGGCUCCAGAUGCUCCGCCGCCGCUGCCAGCUCCUCUGCUGCUACCUGAAGGACCAGGCAGGGGUGACCUUCCAGCUGGCCGCCUUCCAGUACCCCCAGCGCCUCUUCCUGGCCCUGCGGCAGGAGGCCGCCCGUGCAGAGAAGCAGGAGCUGGACCGCUACUCCCUGGAGCAACAGGUUCUGCUCACGAUGCGGCCCCCCAGCAACGCUCCCAACAAGGUGGGGCUGUACCUGACAGGCCUGGAGCUACGCCACGCUCUCUGGGACACCCACAGCUACCGGCUGCAAGAGGCCCCCUCGGCCAAGCCCUGCAAGCUGCCCGCCAUCUGGGUCCAAGCGGCCUUCAAGCCAUGGAAGGUGCCCUCCCAAAAGCCCACUUACCAGUGCCCCGUGUUCCUCGGGACGCCCGACGCCUUUGUGCCCCUCGGCAGGCGGAAGCCCGUCACGCACGUGGCCCUGCCGUGCCAGCUGGCCCCGGAGGUGUGCGCCCAGCGACGGGUCCACGCUGUCAGCAUCUUGCAGGAAGACCGCUCGUCCCCGUGAAGAAAGACUCCCACCCCCCACCCCCGCUUCCGAGCCAGCAAUGGGCAAAGACCAAAAAGCACACGCGUACAGAAAUAAAGGGAUGUAU
Sphaerodactylus townsendi is the source of this 14308-nucleotide messenger RNA. It is a transcript of the gene DNHD1, whose product is annotated as dynein heavy chain domain 1. The transcript is spliced from 43 exons. The record is from RefSeq and is a predicted model, not a curated record. Lineage: Eukaryota; Metazoa; Chordata; Lepidosauria; Squamata; Sphaerodactylidae. Gene Ontology annotation, molecular function: dynein light intermediate chain binding; dynein intermediate chain binding; minus-end-directed microtubule motor activity. Gene Ontology annotation, biological process: microtubule-based movement. Gene Ontology annotation, cellular component: dynein complex.